This is a messenger RNA of Sciurus carolinensis (gray squirrel), 8820 nucleotides long. RefSeq names its product terminal uridylyl transferase 4 (gene Tut4). The transcript has 30 exons. Lineage: Eukaryota; Metazoa; Chordata; Mammalia; Rodentia; Sciuridae. The coding region runs from base 260 to 5230 and encodes 1656 amino acids. The record is from RefSeq and is a predicted model, not a curated record. Gene Ontology annotation, molecular function: nucleic acid binding; RNA uridylyltransferase activity; zinc ion binding.
UUCGCGGCGCGGCGGACAUGGCGGUGGAGUCCUGAGCUCGUCGUGUCCCGGCCUCCAGCGGCGGCGACGGCGACGACGGCGGCACCAGCAGCGGGAGGCGGAGGGGGAGCGGGAACCACUGAGAUGAGGAGGCGCCGCGCGCGCCUGUAGCUCGCGGGCCUCGCAGUUUGCUUGCCUAAACUGGAUUUGGAGCAAUUCAAACUACUGGAGAUCUGCCAUUUUACAAUAUCACAAUUGGAAAGAAGCAGGUUUUCAAAUAAUGGAAGAGCCUAAGACAUCUAAAAGUGAAAAUCAUGAACCAAAGAAGAAUGUAAUUUGUGAAGAAAACAAAGCAGUUAAAGCUAUAACUAAUCAAACUUUGAAAGCUAGAAAUGAUAAAUCUACAAAAGAAAUUGGGACCAGCUCUCCAAAUAGGAAUAGUAGUAAAAAAAACAAGCAAAAUGAUAUGUGUAUAGAAAAAACAGAAGUUAAAUCAUGUAAAAUAAAUGCUGCCAGUGUUCCAGGCCCUAAAGAUUUGGGGUUAGUCCUUCGAGAUCAAAGUCAUUGCAAAGCUAAAAAACAACCUAACUUAUCUUUGAAAGCUGAAAAGGUACCCAAUUUACAGACAAAGGCAGAAAAAUCACCAAAGUCACCUAAUUUACCAGUGAACACAGAAAAAUCACCUUGUUCACCUGCAGCAGAAGCAGAAAAGGCACUUAGUUCACAGAGGAAAACAGAAAAAGCACCUAGUUCUCAGAUGAAACCAGAAAAGGGGCUUAGUACACCAGCAGAACCAGAAAAGGUGACCAGUUUACUAUUGAAAGAAAGUAUUAAACAGUCAGAAUUACAGCAGACUGGAAAAAAAAAUCUGACCUCCUUUGUUUCUGUGGACAAAGUGAAUAUUGAAGCUCUACAGAGAGAAAAAUGUGCUCUGGAAAACUUACCACGAUCUCAGAAGCAACAGAUGCAGACAGAUAAUGCUGGAGAUUCUGAUGAUAGUGCUUCAGGAAUUGAAGACGUAUCAGAUGAUUUGAGUAAAGUGAAGAGUGAUGAAUCUAAUAAAGAAAAUUCUUCAGAGAUGGACUAUUUAGAAAAUGCCACUGUGAUAGAUGAAUCUACAUUGACACCUGAGCAGAGGCUAGGCUUGAAACAAGCAGAAGAACGCUUAGAAAGAGAUCACAUCUUUCGACUUGAAAAACGAUCACCAGAAUAUACCAAUUGCCGAUACCUGUGCAAACUUUGCUUGAUUCACAUUGAAAACAUACAAGGAGCUCAUAAACAUAUAAAAGAGAAACGACAUAAGAAAAAUAUUUUGGAAAAACAGGAAGAAAGUGAACUUCGUUCUCUACCACCUCCUUCCCCUGCCCACUUGGCUGCUUUAAGUAUUGCAGUUGUUGAAUUAGCAAAAGAACAAGGAAUAACAGAUGAUGACCUCAGAGUACGUCAGGAAAUUGUGGAGGAAAUGUCAAAGGUUAUAACAACAUUUUUACCAGAAUGUUCACUUAGGUUGUAUGGCUCAUCUCUGACUAGGUUUGCUCUAAAAAGUAGUGAUGUUAAUAUAGAUAUAAAAUUUCCUCCCAAGAUGAAUCAUCCAGAUCUUUUGAUACAAGUGCUUGGAAUUUUAAAAAAUAAUGUAUUAUAUGUAGAUGUGGAAUCUGAUUUUCACGCUAAAGUUCCUGUUGUGGUGUGCAAAGAUCAGAAAAGUGGUUUACUUUGUAGAGUGAGUGCAGGAAACGAUAUGGCAUGUCUCACUACUGAUUUACUUGCUGCUCUUGGCAAAAUGGAACCUGUCUUUAUUCCCUUGGUGUUAGCCUUUCGAUACUGGGCUAAGUUGUGCUAUAUUGACUCCCAAACUGAUGGUGGAAUUCCUUCUUACUGUUUUGCUUUAAUGGUGAUGUUUUUUCUACAACAAAGAAAACCCCCUCUUCUUCCUUGCUUACUUGGAAGUUGGAUUGAAGGCUUUGACCCAAAAAGAAUGGAUGACUUUCAGCUGAAGGGCAUAGUAGAAGAGAAGUUUGUGAAGUGGGAAUAUAAUUCAAGUAGUGCAACUGAGAAAAACUCAAUUGCUGAGGAAAACAAAGCUAAGGCAGACCAACCAAAAGAUGAUACCAAGAAGACAGAAACAGACAACCAAAGUAAUGCCAUGAAGGAAAAACAUGGCAAAUCUCCCUUAACAUUGGAAACACCAAAUCAGGUAUCCUUGGGACAGUUAUGGCUAGAGCUGCUAAAAUUUUACACACUGGAUUUUGCUUUGGAGGAAUAUGUCAUAUGUGUACGAAUACAAGAUAUUUUAACAAGAGAGAACAAAAACUGGCCUAAAAGGCGAAUAGCAAUUGAAGAUCCAUUUUCAGUCAAGAGGAAUGUUGCACGGAGCUUAAACAGCCAGCUUGUUUAUGAAUAUGUUGUGGAGAGAUUCAGGGCAGCUUAUCGGUAUUUUGCCUGUCCCCAGAGGAAGGGUGGAAAUAAGACUACAGUGGAUUUCAAGAAAAAAGAGAAGGGGAAAGUAAGCAAUAAGAAACCAGUGAAGUCUGACAAUGUGGCAACCAACUGUUGCAGUCUGCUUGGGGAAAGCACAGAAAAAAUAAAUACAGAAAGAGGUCAACCUGAUAAACAUGAUGAAAUGGAAGGUACAUCACAGAGAUGUAUUAUUAACAAUGACAGUUUGUUGGUAAAUGAACUAGAUUUGGCUAACCAUGAACAGGAAUCUUCAUCUCUUUCUGUGGAUGCCAAUCAAGGCAGUGAUUUAGAGCCAAAAUCAGUUAAGAAACAAAAUGACUUAGCGCCUUCAGAAACUUGUUUAAAAAAGGAGCUCAGCCAAUGUAAUUGCAUUGGGUUGCCUGACCCAGAUGAAUCUGUUGGAACAGACUGCAGGUCAAAUAUAGAAGCAGAAAGUUCACAUCAGAUUAUGUGCACCGACAUAUCUGCUACCUCUUGCAACUGCAAAGCUACAGAAGUUGCUUCUGACCUUAAUGAUGAUGAUAACCUCCCCUCCCAGGAAUUACAUUAUGUGUUUGAUAAGUUUAUUUUAACCUCUGGCAAGCCGCCAACGAUAGUAUGCAGCAUCUGCAAAAAGGAUGGUCAUUCAAAAAAUGAUUGCCCAGAGGAUUUCAGGAAAAUUGAUCUAAAACCUCUACCACCAAUGACAAACCGAUUUCGGGAAAUACUUGAUUUAGUAUGUAAAAGGUGUUUUGAUGAGUUAUCACCACCAUUCUCUGAACAACACAACAGGGAGCAAAUUUUAAUUGGCUUGGAAAAGUUUAUUCAAAAAGAAUAUGAUGAAAAGGCAAGAUUGUGUUUAUUUGGCUCUUCUAAAAAUGGAUUUGGAUUUCGUGAUAGUGAUCUAGAUAUUUGUAUGACCUUGGAAGGCCAUGAAAAUGCAGAGAAAUUAAAUUGUAAGGAAAUAAUUGAAAAUUUGGCGAAAAUUCUUAAGAGACAUCCAGGUUUAAGAAACAUUUUGCCUAUAACCACUGCCAAAGUGCCUAUUGUAAAAUUUGAACACAGACGAAGUGGAUUAGAAGGCGAUAUCAGUUUAUAUAAUACAUUGGCUCAACAUAACACAAGAAUGCUAGCUACUUAUGCAGCUAUUGAUCCUCGAGUACAGUACUUGGGAUAUACUAUGAAAGUGUUUGCUAAGCGUUGUGACAUUGGAGAUGCUUCCAGGGGAAGUUUAUCUUCAUAUGCAUAUAUCCUCAUGGUGCUGUACUUCCUGCAGCAGAGAAAGCCACCUGUUAUCCCAGUUCUACAAGAGAUCUUUGAUGGAAAGCAGAUUCCACAGAGAAUGGUUGAUGGAUGGAAUGCUUUUUUCUUCGAUAAAACAGAAGAACUGAAAAAGCGUUUACCUUCCCUUGGGAAGAACACAGAAUCAUUAGGAGAGCUUUGGUUGGGACUUCUUCGCUUCUAUACUGAAGAGUUUGAUUUCAAGGAAUAUGUAAUUAGCAUUCGGCAGAAAAAACUGUUGACAACUUUUGAAAAGCAGUGGACAUCUAAAUGCAUUGCAAUCGAAGAUCCUUUUGACUUGAAUCAUAACCUUGGUGCUGGAGUUUCUAGAAAAAUGACCAAUUUCAUCAUGAAGGCAUUUAUUAAUGGAAGGAAACUUUUUGGUACCCCCUUUUAUCCACUCAUUGGCAGAGAAGCUGAGUACUUCUUUGAUUCCAGAGUAUUAACAGAUGGAGAACUGGCUCCUAAUGAUCGAUGUUGCCGUGUGUGUGGAAAAAUAGGCCACUACAUGAAAGACUGCCCUAAAAGGAAAAGCAGUUUACUGUUUAGACUAAAGAAGAAAGACAGCGAAGAAGAGAAGGAAGGGAAUGAAGAAGAGAAAGACUCCCGAGACCUUCUUGACCCACGAGACCUCCAUGACACUCGAGACUUUAGAGACCCCAGAGACCUCAGAUGUUUUAUAUGUGGAGAUGCAGGACAUGUACGAAGGGAAUGCCCAGAGGUCAAGCUGGCCCGUCAAAGGAAUAGCAGUGUGGCAGCAGCCCAGCUGGUCCGAAACCUUGUAAAUGCCCAACAGGUGGCCGGUUCGGCCCAGCAACAGGGAGAUCAGUCCAUAAGGACUAGACAGUCCUCAGAAUGUUCUGAUUCACCAUCUUAUUCUCCUCAGCCCCAACCAUUCCCACAGAACUCUUCCCAGCCAGCUGCUAUUACCCAGUCUCCAACCCAGCCAGGAUCCCAGCCUAAGCUUGGCCCACCUCAGCAGGGAGCUCAGCCCCCUCAUCAAGUCCAAAUGCCCAUGUAUAAUUUUCCCCAAUCACCACCAGCUCAGUAUUCUCCCAUGCACAAUAUGGGAUUGUUGCCAAUGCACCCCCUCCAGAUCCCUGCCCCAUCCUGGCCCAUCCAUGGCCCAGUGAUCCAUUCUGCACCAGGCAGUGCCCCCAGCAAUAUGGGCUUGAACGAUCCCAGCAUCAUCUUUGCACAGCCUGCUGCCAGACCUGUGGCAAUCCCUAGCUCCUCUCAUGAUGGACACUGGCCUCGUACUGUGGCUCCAAAUUCCCUGGUGAACAAUGGUGCAGUGGGGAAUUCUGAGCCAGGCUUUCGUGGGCUAAAUCCUCCGAUUCCUUGGGAACAUGCACCACGUCCCCAUUUUCCCCUCGUCCCAGCUUCGUGGCCUUAUGGUUUGCAUCAAAACUUCAUGCAUCAGGGAAAUGCAAGAUUUCAGCCCAACAAACCUUUCUAUACUCAAGACAGAUGUGCCACCCGUCGGUGUAGAGAGCGUUGUCCCCACCCACCAAGAGGAAACGUGUCGGAGUAAUGCGAGUCCAUUUUCUUUCAGCUGGUCUACCGAUGCACAGCAACCAGCCAAUCCUGCUGUCUCAAGGGUAUCCGUACCUCAAUGUCAGUUACAUUCAGCAGAAAAAGUGACAUUUAAUGGAAAGCAAAACAAAUCAGGUCCUGAUUUAAGAUUUUAACACGUUUAGAUAGCUUAUUUAAAUUCUAAGACUGUUUUUAAACACUGUAUUAUUUGUAUAUAAAUAUGAACUAUAGUUUUUACUAGUAUCACUAAAUCGAGUGAUACAAAUUUCAUCUAUUUUAUUACCCUAUUUUUAAGGGAAUUUUAUGUUUUGUUUAACCUUGAUGAAUUGUAUAAAGAGAGAAUUUAAAAAUUACAUUCUUUAUUUUCUAUUAGCUGUAUUCAUACUUUGGUUGCUUCAGACUUUAUAUAUAUAUUGUUCUUAAGAAUUAGGAAAGGAUUUCAUGUGUUUUAAAUUUGUCACUUCUAUUCUUUACAGAACCUUGUAGUGCCAAAAACUUUUUAAAAGGUAAAAAAAUAAAAAUUACAACAUGAAGAUUCAAAAUCUUUUUCUUUAACAUACUUGUAUAUUGAAUAUAUUCAAACUUGAACAGAAAGUUGCUUUUGUUUGUAUUUGCGUUCUAUUUUAAGUUAAUAAAUUUUUUUUGAUAAGAGUCAAAUUUGGUUAAUUCAACUGGUUUAGAUGAUGGAACUAUAACAUAAGAAUUCAAAGAUCUGUUUCAUUUUUAGCAAGUAUUCUAAAUCAGACCUAGAUAUCCAAGGAUCUUUUCAUGAAGUCCCUUAUUCUUUUGGAUUUUUUAUAACCAUAUGAAGAUGAUGGCUACAGGUACCAUCUCCAUUUCAUCACUGAAAAUGAAAACUGAAGAGCAAAGCAAAAAUGUGAAUUCCAGACAUAGUACACUUUACAUGUUGGAAUUUGAAUUGAAAUAGAUGUUUGGAAGAAUUUUUUAAACAUUGAGAUUAAUAUUGGCCAUUGGAAUGAAGGGAAGUUAAUUGUUAUCUACUGAGGAACUAGUGUGUGCCAGACCACCCAUUCUGGGUCCUGGUAUUCCCACCCAGAAAGCACACUUGCCAGGACCAUCAUUGUUUAACAAUAAUGCUUGUGAUCAGUAACUACAGAAUUAGAACCACAUGCUGCUUAAUGACGGGGAUACAUUUUAAGAAAUGCAUCACUGGGUCAUUUUGUUAUCGUGCAAACAUAACAAAAUGUACUUAUAUGAAUCUAGGUAGUGUGGGGUUCAAUCACCUGACCUGGCCUCUUGAUGCAAUUGAAAAGCAGUAAACACUAGAUGUAUGAGACUGCUGCCAGUGUAACACAGCAUACUCUUUUAUAGUAAACUUGUUUUUUGUAUAAGCAGAAGGAAUACACUUUGAUAAAAACUAUAGUAUUAUGUUUGCAUAAAAUCAUACGUGCUAUACUUUUAUGUGAUUGGCAGUACAAUGGGUUACUUUGCACCAGCCAUUUCUCAUAAGCCUGUGAGAAAUGCAUUGUACUAGAUAUGAUGCUUACCACCUCUCUAGGUAAUAGGACUAUUUCAGCUCUAUAAUCUUAUGGGACCAUGUAGUUGGUUGUUGACGGAAAUGUUUACUGCAGCAGGUGACCAUUGAAAUAUGGAGGAAUAUUUUUGUUUUUUUAAUAUCACUGAGGUGAGGUAAUUUCUCUAACCCCUUAGUCAGAUUUGCCAGGAAUUUAGGCCAAGUGGUGAUUUAAAUCUUUCUGGAAAUGUGCAGAAUAAGAUGACGAAAGUGUAUUUUAAGGACAGUACAUUGUCUUUGUUUUGCUUCCUCAGAUAUGUUACUUAAAUAGGAGACCACCUGAACUCUUGCUCUAUUUCCCAAUAUGGAAGAUAUUUGAAAUACUCCAUGAAAUAUUGGAAGUUGGAGGGUAUUCCCUGCCACAUUUUCAGCCCUGUAUUAAGACCAGGUCUGUUUACUGUCAGUUUUUCAUAUUAAAUCUUUAGUAUCAUUCAGAAUUUUAGUAUGAUGUGGAGUCAAAUCUUGUUAUUAAUGAGAUACUUGACUCAAUAUGGUUUUGUGUUAAAAUGACCUUAAAGCAUCAAGAUGUCCUUGAAAAUUAAUGUUCAAAUAUUUCAUCUUCCUCCAGGUCUUGGAGAGCAGGUGAUGAAGUGUACAUGGGUAUUCAUUUUAAUGUUCUCCCUACUCUUGUAUAUAACUGAAAUUUUCAUAUAAAAAAACAAAACAACAAAAUCUAUAACAGAGAAUGCCCCUAGCUUAGCUUUCCUUCCUGAAGGCAAUGGGUAACCUGGUAACCAAUAACCUAGGUUUUACUUACAUUACUGUGUUUAAGCUUCUAAUUUUCAGCAUCUUGCUUCCCUUCCUUCAGUAACUGCCAAUGUUCAAUAACUGGCAAAACUUCCAAGUUGAAAAACAGGUAAUUCUGGUUUAUUAUUUAUUCAAUAAUAGCUCAGUUUUAUAAUUUUGCAAAGUUGAUUAUGAAUUCAGAUUCAUUGUAGAGCAACUGAAAAUUACAGAAAUUAUCAAGAGAAUAAACACAAUUAUUAAGAUCGUAUUGUUAAAAUAUUUUAUAUUGUUUGACACGAAGGUUAAAUUUUCCUUAGCCAUUGAUUAUUCAAAAAUAUAUAAAUGAUACACUGUAUAAUUUAUUUGUUCAGUUUUCUUCAGAUACAUUUUUUGCUGUUUCUAGCUUUUCUCAUAUAUAUAAAAUAUAUGCCAAUUGAUGAUGGGGUAAAGCUAUUUAUGUGUAUAUUCAUUGUUAGGUUGAAUUCCAAAAAAUGCGAUUACUGGGUAAAAGAAUGAAAGUUCUAAAGUUUCUCCUACAUACUGUGUAACUGCCCUCUAGAAAAAAUGGUUACCAAUUUGCAGCAGCAAACAACAUGUAAAAUGUAUUAGUUAUACUUAUAAAAAAAAUCUUUAAACUCCUAAGUUAUUUUUUCCUUGUAAAAAAUAAUUUAAUGUGUUUAUUGAGGAAGUAAAAGGUAUUAUAUAAAAGUACAAAGCAUAAAAAUCACUCAAAAGCCCACAACCAGAAGUACUAUUAGUAUCUUGUAAACUUCAUUAAUUCUAGCCAUCUCUCUCAAGCACAGACAUAUGUACACAAAUAGUUGUACAAAAGCAGACUCAUAUAUUAUAUUUAACAUAUAGCAAAUUAAUUUCACCCAAAUUCAACAGAAAGAAAACAAAUAUGAAAUUGAAGAAAUGGUCAGCCAUAAGUUUAAUUCAAAAAAGAUUCCUCUUAAAAUUAAGGACAAUUAUGGAAAACAGUGAAGAGGCUAGUGUUUCUUCUAGCUUCAUGUUUUGAUUAGACUAUGGAGUCCUGUAUAAUAGGUGAAACCAGCACACUUGAGUUUCUUUACUUCUGUGUAUUAUUUCUACAUAAGACGAUGUUCAUAUUAAAUUCGAACCUAUUAUUCCUACUAUUUUGUUUAAAGUUUCUAAAAUGCUUAUUACUACCUUUACUGCACAUUUUUUCUCUUCUUGUUUACUUAAAUUUUAUUAUCAGGCAGAUUUCCCCCCCACCCCCCCAAGGUUCACUACUUCUGUACUUUAAUUACAUACUUCAGAAUGUUUAUUCCCUUUAUAAAUUUUUUGGGGGGGUAGAUACUGGGGAU